AGUCUCUCAGCCCCUUCCUUCCUUCCUCCUGGUCUUCUUUAAUCCUAUCUUGGUCAGUGCCAGAGCAGUUUUUCCCAGCUCCUUGCCUACGCCUGGACAUCCAUGCUUUCCUCAAGACCUUCUCCCUCUGGCUCAGUGCCCAACGGGAAUCCAGAGAGCCACAGUAAGCAGGUGCAGUGGGCUUCUGUCAUUGAAAGUAAAACGUCCAAGGAAGGGCACUCAAAAUCCCAGCUGGAUUCUUCCAAAGCCCCAGGCCCAAAGAGCCGGAAACCAAGCCGUCUGACAAUGAAGUAUGACCGGGGACAGCUACAGAUGUGGCUAGAGACAGAGGAAUGGAUGGAUUCCCAGCUCCAGGAGCUGUACCAGGAUCAAUCAUUGUCCUCUGUGCCCGAAUUUGACCUAGAAGACUUUGUUGAACUCUCCACAGAAGAACAGAAAACAAAACUGCAGACAAUACUCCAAGAAUGUGUCAGUCCUACAGAGCCCUUUAUCUCUGAGCUGCUUAGGCGCCUCAAGAAACUGCGGAGGCUCAGCCGGCCUCAGAAAUGAAACCUUCCCUUCGGCCUCACCGACCUUUAGAGCCCACGGAUUAUGGACCCUGUAGGCCACACUCUUCCUGCCUCCCAGCACAGCCCCGGACUUUGUGGGGGGCCCGAACUCCUUCAGGAUACAUGGGCCAGGGAACUGGUAGGAUGAGAGAUGUGUGGACACUGCCUGAGGGGACAUGGGAGAUGUACAGCUUCAGCCUGAUGGCAUUGGCAGCCCAGCCCCCCGACCCCCUCUGAGAUUGGACAAGGGACCCGGGUCACCACCUCUAGGGCUCCUUGGCAAGCCCCUGACUCAUGUUUUGAAUCUAGAAGGAUAAAGCCUAUGGAAAAGAUAUGUGUGGAGUUUUAUUGGCCCAGAGGGAAAUGGGAUGAAAUAAUUAUUAGCUGUUUGUAGCAAAAGUCAUGGGGAGGCUAGGGUAAAGGGAGGGCAGACAGGUGGUAAAGGGCUAUGUUGAUGGUUGUGACAGCUUUACGAUUGUUCUCUCUCUCGAUCCUGCCAUUUUACAGAUAAGGAGACUGAGGCAGAGUUAAGUGACUUGACCUGCCGGGGGUCAC
Messenger RNA from Sarcophilus harrisii (Tasmanian devil), 1103 nucleotides. RefSeq names its product protein phosphatase 1 regulatory inhibitor subunit 14D (gene PPP1R14D). Gene Ontology annotation, cellular component: cytoplasm. Gene Ontology annotation, biological process: regulation of phosphorylation. The transcript is spliced from 4 exons. The record is from RefSeq and is a predicted model, not a curated record. Gene Ontology annotation, molecular function: protein serine/threonine phosphatase inhibitor activity. Lineage: Eukaryota; Metazoa; Chordata; Mammalia; Dasyuromorphia; Dasyuridae. The coding region runs from base 103 to 549 and encodes 148 amino acids.